Molecule: messenger RNA, 8316 nt
Organism: Melanotaenia boesemani (Boeseman's rainbowfish)
Lineage: Eukaryota; Metazoa; Chordata; Actinopteri; Atheriniformes; Melanotaeniidae
Gene: crtc1b
Product: CREB regulated transcription coactivator 1b
Exons: 14
Coding region: 90-1913 (607 amino acids)
Biological process (GO): protein homotetramerization; positive regulation of transcription by RNA polymerase II
Cellular component (GO): cytoplasm; nucleus
Molecular function (GO): cAMP response element binding protein binding
Source: RefSeq, a predicted model, not a curated record
CAUCAACAGACGUGCCAUGCGUGAUGACGACACUGGAAGGCCCAGGCACGGAGCGUAGCGUAACAUUCCAUUGAGAAGAAGAGGGAAAAAUGGCGUCCUCUAAUAAUCCUCGCAAAUUUAGCGAAAAAAUCGCUUUGCAUAACCAGAAACAGGCAGAAGAGACGGCUGCGUUUGAAGAAGUGAUGAAAGACUUGAACAUCACUAGAGCUGCACGGUUGCAGUUACAGAAGACCCAGUAUUUGCAACUAGGGCAGAAUCGUGGACAGUACUAUGGAGGCUCACUGCCCAAUGUCAAUCAGAUUGGAAAUGGCAACAUUGACCUGCCUUUUCAGAACUCUGUGCUGGAUACCAGUCGGACAACCAGGCACCACGGGCUCGUAGAGCGUGUUUACCGUGAUCGGAACCGCAUCACAUCUCCUCACCGCCGCCCACUUUCUGUUGACAAACAUGGUCGCCAAAUUGACAGCUGUCCUUACAGCUCAGUUUACCUCUCCCCACCACCAGACACUAGCUGGAGAAGGACAAAUUCAGACUCUGCCUUGCACCAGAGCGCCAUGAAUCCAAAGCCCCAGGAGGUGUUUUCAGGGGGAUCACAGGAGCUGCAGCCUAAAAGAGUGCUGCUGCUAACAGUACCUGGGACGGAGAAUUCUGAGUCAAAUGCUGACAAGGAUGCACAGAAACAAUUGUGGGAUGACAAGAAGGAUGAUGCAUCAAACCCUAAUGCAUGUGAUGUCCCAGGAAUCAAUAUAUUCCCUUCACCAGACCAGGAAUUGAACCCGUCUGUGCUCCCAGCUGCACACAACACUGGAGGUUCACUGCCUGAUCUGACUAACAUCCAGUUCCCUCCUCCGUUAUCCACUCCACUGGACCCCGAGGACACCGUGUCCUUCCCCUCCCUGAGCUCAGCCAACAGUACAGGCAGCUUGACCACCAACCUCACCCACCUGGGCAUCAGUGCUGCCAGCCACGGGAUACCCACCUCCUCUCAGUCUACUAUGACUGUAACAGCACAGCGUCGGCAGCUACCAGUAGUGCCACUCACCCUCACCUCAGACCUUCACCUUCAACAGUCCCCACAGCAGCUUUCACCCACCCUCUCUUCACCCGUUAAUAUUACACAGGUUGUGCCAACCGAGUCAUUAACCCUGGAACAGCAGCUUGCCCAGUACCCUCUGUUCAACCAACUGACAGCUCAGGCCCAAGCUCAGCUCCUCAGUGACCUCCAGAAGCAGCAGGCCCUGCCUCAAGGCAUCCAGCUCAUUGCUUUACCAACUCCAGUCUCCUCUGGUACAGCUACUGCCAGCAGCCCUUCUCCAGACAGCCAGACCACCGCCAGCAUGAGCAUCAGCUCGUACCGCAAUCAGACUGGCUCACCAGCCACUCAGUCUCCAACCUCCCCAGUCUCCAAUCAAGGCUUCUCCCCCGGAGGCUCGCCUCAACAUAUUCCUGUGGUGGGCAGCAUAUUUGGCGACUCCUUUUAUGAUCAGCAGUUGGCAUCCAGGCAGACCAAUGCUUUGUCUCACCAGCUUGAACAGUUCAACAUGAUUGAAGGUCCCAUCAGCUCAUCCAACCUUUAUAACCAGUGCUCCACCCUCAACUACACACAGGCAGCCAUGAUGGGUCUCACUGGGAGCAGCCUACAGGACUCGCAGCAGCUCAGCUACAGUAGCCAUGGCAACAUCCCCAACAUCAUCCUUACAGUCACAGGUGAGUCUCCACCAAGUCUCUCCAAAGAGCUGACCAACUCUCUGGCAGGUGUUGGAGACGUCAGCUUCGAUGCAGACUCUCAGUUUCCUUUGGAUGAGCUUAAAAUUGAUCCUCUCACCCUGGAUGGUCUGCACAUGCUCAAUGACCCUGACAUGGUGCUUGCUGACCCUGCCACCGAGGACACAUUUAGGAUGGACAGGCUGUAACCUGCAUACUGACUUUGGCCUGGAACAAAGAGGGGGAAAAAAACCUAACUUGUGAAUGGAGAGAAAUAAAGGGCAGGAUGAAACCUCUCCCUUGUUGCAUGGCUGUCCGACCUUACCCUCGACUUCGUGAAGCCCUUCGAAACGAUGCGCCACCAAAAGACAACAGGGACAAAGACAUCUGGUGGUCAGUGGGAGAAUGGGCUCGCCGUCGUUUUGAAUGAGAUUGGUCGUUCAGUGCUUUCGCUAGCCUACUGUGUUUACAGUGUUCCAUUACAUGCCACAUAUAUUCCAAAAACGCACAUUUGACAGUUUUUUUUUUUUUUUUUUUUCAUAUCCACUAUUUGUUCAGUUGAUAUUUGCUUGAAGCAGGAUGCUGCUAAGACACCAUACGUGUUGCUGCGGCUAUGUCUAAUAGAGGGAUAAAAAAAACAAAAAAACAAACAUAGCCGGUUUGCUUAUUACCCUGCAAUGAAAAGAAUAGGUUAUCCCAUCAUACCAUAACAGCUUUCUAUUUCACACUCAAAGCUUUAUUUUUGACAACCAAAUGUUAUUUUCAUCUUGUACCAUCUGUUUUUAUGCUUCUCGUAUUUAUACAUAAUUUAUUUGGUUAAAGAUUUUAUAUUCAAUGUCAUGACUUAAAUUUAAUGCCAAAUUGUAGUCUGUAGGUGUAGUGUAAAAUUGCACUGAUGUAAUUUGUCUAUUUAUUAAUUGCUAACAUAUUUAUAGAUGUUUGUCAAGUUACUUGGUUAAUGAAGGAGUGUAAAACCUCCCCAUAGUUGCUCUUUGGUGUUUGAUGUGCCAUUCUCUGAUGUUGACGUGCUGCAGCCCAACAGUCAAAUCCAGAUAUCACAGUGUUUAGCACCACCUCAGAAAAGCCUGUGUGCUCCGGAAAUGGGUUGGCUUUGUGCCACUGGAGUCAGCAUUUUCUGAGAAAAUCAUCAGGUAUUCCUAUUUAACUAGAACAAAAGAAAAAUGCAUCAAAAUUGAGACUGAUGUCCUUCCCAAAGAAGGAAGGCACUUUGUUUUUAAACCAGAAAACACUAAAAUCUGAAUCUUUUUAAGUCGUCACUGUGAAAUCACCUGAUUUUGCCUUACAGUAACAUUUUACUGUUCUACUUAAGUGUCUGAAGUGAUAACGUAUUUUCGUAACUUAUUGUAAAAUUUUCUUGUAUUUAAGAGGAAUUCUUGGUCAGUGAUAUUUGUGGUUAUGUUGUGUAAAGUUUGACAAAUCAACGUACUGUAUUUUGUAGCGGUACACUUUAUUACCAAAUUGGUUUUGUUUUUGUUUUUUUGUUUGUUUUUUUUUAAGUAGGGCAAAAGAAAAGAAAAAACAAAGAUGGUUUUAAGAAUUUGAGAAGGAGUGCAAUUAUGGGGAGGCUUUUUGCUCCUUGACAGGGAAUCUCUAACAAAAAUGCAGCUGACCUUUGACACAUCAGUUAUGAGUUAAUGAUUGAUGGAAAGGCAGUGGUAAUGCCUCCAAAGGUUGUUUUUCAGAUGCAAGCUAGAAAUUUUAUGAGAGUUUAUAAAGAAGUAUUUUAUAUCAUGUCUAUAUCCACCAUUUGGAUAAGAUCCAUAAAGGCUAACUAAAGGUUCUCCUUAGGAAAGAAUGCAAGUGUUUUGAUGUAUUAAGUAUUGUGUGCAGUGUUUCAGCAACACUAAAACCUGCCCUGUUCCAUGCAGUCUCAUAAGCAACACAUAUAAAACAGAAAGCAUUGGCAAAAAAUCCCUGACAUGAUCUUAUCGAUCCAAAAUUGUUUUUACACCCUAUUUACACCCUAAUGACUGUUUGCCAAAAUGUGUCCACUUUUUUAGAACUGACAUGAUUAGCAGAAACUCCACAUGCAGUGCCAAGAAGUCUGCCUCAUUCUUUUGUCAGAGUUUCCCUAAGAGGCUAGUGUAGGUGUGUGGGAUCAUUUUUGGUAUAUUGUAAUGUUUGUACGCACAUGUGCUAAUAUCUUCACUUAACUAAAGCUCUGAUGGGUAGACUGUCCAAACCCUCCACCCCUUCGUGAAAGGAAUCACGUUUGGAUUUUACCUUCACAGUUGGACAGUUUGUGUUCAUUGUCUGCUGUAAAGCUCCAUCAGUUUUGUUUGCCUUUAAUACACCUGUGAUUCCUAUGCAAAUAAGACCACAAAGAUAAGACCCUUAAAGGAAAAAUCCAACAUUUUCCCCAAGUUCAGCUGGAGUUAUUCUCAACAGUAAAGGUGUUCUUGGGUGCUGCAGAUGUUUGGUCAGCAUGAGCCCUUUUAAAUGGCACAGAUGUCAGUAGGAAUUCAAUAACUUUAAUUUUCAUCAUCUUUGUCCACCUUUAGUUUUACAGACCCCCAAAAUCUGAAAAGUGACACUUUUUAACAGUGUGGAGGUUAUCUUUGAGCACUUACAGGGCUCCACAAAGUAUUCGCAGCUAUAUUGUAUUUGAAAAUGUUAACGAAAUUCAUCUAUUGUAGCAAAAUGUAAACUAGAUUGAUUAUAUGAGUGAAGGAAAUUGAGUGCUAUGGUGGCGAUAUGACAAUCAACGAGUGAAAUCGUACCUUAAAUUAUUGAUGAAAAGGAAAAAAAGACUUUGGCAGAAGUAGAAAUUCAGCCUCAUUUUAGUAUUUUAGCCCUUUUGUAAACCAGUCAUCCUGCCUUUUCAUUUUUUAAAUACAUAUCCUGAACAUUUCAAAAACAUUUUCCCCUUUUAUAUAAAAAGGCAACUCUGUUUUUUUUCUAUUGAGUCAUUUCUUCAUGUUUUACAAAACUGCAGCGUUUUCUGUCCUAUCCUAAAACAGCAGAUGUUUAAAAAAAAAAAAAAGGCUCUGAAAUGUCACACUUUACCGGAACAAGAUUUUUUGUUGUUGUCUUAUAUAUGAUGUUGGAUUUUUCCUUUAAGUGUCUAAAGUAAAUGUCUAAGAAUUUUAUGUCUCCAAAGGGUCACAUACCUAAUAGAAAAAAUUAGCAAUGUUCAAACUUCACUCUUUGGUUGCAAAAGAUGCCAGUAAUUGGAUCGUUCCUGUCAUUUGCUUUCUCUCAUCCUGCUGAAGACUGAAGUCAUUCACACUGACUUUGUACAUACUAUAGCUAAAACAAAAUGCAUGACUAAACAGUCCAAACCUCUAAAUGAAGGCCUUCUAUAGCUCCGCAGGUUUGAUUUGUGUAACAUAACGCUAUCACAAAGUCUGAAGAGAUGCAUGUAUGGGUUUCUCCUGUGCAACAGUGAACUCCAGUGACUCUGUUAUGUCCACCUUUGUACAAUUCUACUUCAUGAAUGAUAAACGAAUGUAAUUUCUGUGGCAGUGUCCUAGUUUUAGCUUAUUGCCAAAUGAGCCGAUGUUUGGAGCGUUUGGUCCCGUCCCAGUGGGAUCAGGCUUGUUCUCGCUCAGCUCUUCAGUUGCCCUCGGUUCAGACUGUUGCUUGUUCCGCUCUCUCUUCCUACUGUAGCAUCUCUCUUCAUACGAGUGCCAACAGUCAAUCUGGCUCCUCCUCUCCAUCAGCACUAUCUGUUGGCUUUCUUGACUAAAUGAAAGGUCCUGUCUUGUAUAGGUUGCAGAUUGGCACGUGCACUGACCAUUUGCAUUUGUGGACCUCUGAAGCUUCUGCGUAAUGUAGUCGACUGCAUGACAUGAUGGACACAUUGAGCAGAUUCUUAUCCCAUGUUAUGUACAGGACUUUAAUCUUGCUAUGCUAAAGUGGAGUGUGUUUAAAGAUGGAUAUGUUUCUGCUUUUGUUGUUGUUGCCGAUCAUGUCGGGUUUUGGGCAGGGGAAAGUGUAACUUUUUGUUUUUUGUCCCCCCCCCCCCCCCCUUUUUUUUUUUUUGUGCAAUGUUAAGUUGACUAGUUGCUUCGCACUUUAUUUGUGACUCCCUGGCGUUUGAGCAGGGACAGUUCUGUCCAAAAUGAAUGCUGACUGUUUUACACCAGAGAUAUUUUGAUGUAUAAGAAAAGACUAAUUCUCUAUUUUCCUUUGUAAAUUAUACUUUGGCUUGUCUUUUUUUUCUGUUAAGAUUUUAGGGGAUGCAAAAUUAGAAAGGGCUUACUCCAGUGCAGCUUGUGCUCUAGUUUUGGAAAGAAACAGAGGGAGUCGCUCCUAUGUUGUGUUCCCCCACUUCUAUAUGGCACUUAGGAACCUUUUAUUAGGUUCCCUCCAUAUGUUCUAUAGAGGAGGGGGAGCUGAAAAACAUGCCCUCCUCCACCCCAACCUCUGUAUUCUGUUAGCAUGAGAUGUUAUGUGAUAACUCAUCAGUGCUAAAAUGAUAAAACAGAAGAGGCCAACUAAUAACCCACAACAUGACCUGGGGUGUUAUUACUACAGUUUUAACUGGAUAAUAUUCUUAAUAUCUUUUAUUUUAAAUCGGUCUGCUUUGACCAAAACACAAUAUACAAUUUCACGGGUAUGAACAGGAUAUUGAACUGGGGGACUUUGGAUGCUGGGAAACAAGAUAUGUUCCUGAAAAACUUCGAAUGUAUUUCUAUUCUGCCCCUCAACCUCAAUUGAAAGUUUUGCAGUGACACAUAUUGAACUUAGUUGUUAUCUGCAACCACAUAAAUACUGAAAUGAAGCAGUUUGUGUCUUUAACUACACACACUGGUGCUAACAGUACUGAUGAUGCUGCACUGCAGUCUCACUUCAUGAAAGAAGAUGGAACUCUAAAUUACAGAUUACUAACAUUAUCUAACAACUUUUCCCCAGAUGCCUAAAACCUGAAGAUGAAAUAGAUUAACUAUGGUGGUUAAAGCAUCUUGUACUGGAGACUCUUGUCAGCAUCUCUGCUGACAGCCAUUGACUGACACUUAUGGUCACAGGUUUGCGAACAGCUGAUCCAACACUAGAAACACUUGAUGUCAAAUUUGGCAGCUAAAAGAAGUGAGAUUUGUGCAUCACAGUUGAAGUUGCAUGUCUUUUCCUGACUAAAUGCUGAAAUAUGGAAAGCAAACAAGCUGUUUAUCCCUUUUUUAAAAAACAUAAGCUGCACAGAUUAUCUUGUAAACAGUUUGGUUUGGACUCUUCUGCUUGUACUGCUCUGAGACAGCAAUUAUGUACAUCUACUUCUCAGCAAGGCCGUUCAUGUUGUGUUAUAUAGCAGUGAGACUGGACUUUGUCUCAGUGCAGAAAUAGAAGUCAUGACUUUGAAGAUGUGUCUUAAGAGGAGAACACUUGAGAGUUGCUGCUCUGUCUGUAAUGCAGAAAAAUGUAGGUGUCAAAAACACGUCCCUUUAAUAACAUUGGGGUUUUCUAAAUGGCUGCAUUUCAUUGAAAAUUGUAACGGCUCUGGUAAUACACAGUUUAAGUUCCACUCUAAGCUUAUAGUGAGAAAAGCAUUAUAUCACUGUUGUCCUGUAAGUCGUAGUAACAGACCUGUAGUUAUUUAUUUGUUGCCAUGUGAUUCUCUUCAUGUGACCAUUUGUUUAUAAGAUGAAAGAAAACUCAAUUAAAUUGAAUGUGGAAGACAUUUUUCUCUCCACAGUCUUGAUUUGCAGAAGACGCUGAUUAAAAAAAGUUGUCUAAUAUCAUUUUACGACAUCACAGCAUGUUGCUGUGGACGUGCACAAUGUUUCAACCCUGUUGUAUAUUGUCUUUGCUAUCGUUUCUAUUUUGUAAUCUGUAUUUCCAAAUGCAAAUUUAAAAGAUUAUUUUGGAUAUGUGCAUGCUUGUGAAAUGUUCAGAAUGUUGAUUUCCACUAAAAACUCUUGAGUUUGAAAAAAAGUCACGUCUGUUACUUAAAUGUUUAGCCAUAUGUAGCAUAUUUUAUGCAUUCGAUACAAAAGACGAGGCUCCCUGGUCAAGAUUUCCGUUACUGUGAGAUGUGAGAGUAAAUCGUAUGCUACAUCAGACAUAACGCUUUUUAAAAAACGUCAAGAUAUAUAUUUUUUACAGAUUCAGGUGAAAACAAAAGACACCUAAUGCUUUUCUUUAGCCAUCUUAAAGGUUUUUAAGUCUAUCAGAGGGCUUUCAUUUAUUUUUUCAGCAAAAUACUUCUACACCCCAAAGAUUCUUGGUGCAUUUUUCAUUUGCUGCUUUUUUGAAGUGUAUAUGUAGAUAUUUGAGGAUGUUUAGUCUGUAGAUUAGUUGAAGCCAAAACCUUCUGCUUGAACCUUUUCAGGUUAAAUAUUGUUGUCCCUGAGCUGUGUUUAAGAUCAAUAACCUGUUUUAGAAACUAUACAUUUUUUUUCUUUCUCAGCUUUUUACUGUGUAAUGUUUGCUUAUAGCUGCUAUUCUAAACCCAUUCUUCGCUCCAUAGGUAAAAUGUUUCCAGUGCUACUGGCUGCAACACAAGUCCAAAGCAUGAUCAAUCCACACCAGUGCUUAACAGUUAGACAUUUUUCAUGAAGUUUUCCAGCCCUAAAGUUGUCUUCUAACUUCAUCUAUCCCUAGGAAUACACACUGCUCAAAAAAUUAAAGGGAACGCUAAAAUAACACAUCCUA